UCACCUCCAGAUCUGCUGACGCCAGGUGCUUGGGGCGAGGUGCCAAAGGUUCCCUAUAAAGUGCUGGGGCUCUGGGCCUGCGGCCACUCGCCCUCUGGCUCCCGACCCGCCUGGGCCACCAGGGACCGGCCCUGUGACCACCAUGGUGAGGCUCGUGUUGCCCAACCCGGGCCUGGAGGACCGGAUCCCGUCCCUGGACCAGCUGGAGAGCAUCGAGGCCAAGGAGGCCGGCUCCCGGCCCCAGUGGGACAACAAGGCCCAGUACAUGCUCACCUGCGUGGGCUUCUGCGUGGGCCUGGGCAACGUGUGGCGCUUCCCCUACCUGUGCCAGAGCCACGGCGGAGGGGCCUUCAUGAUCCCGUUCCUCAUCCUGCUGGUCGUGGAGGGCAUCCCCCUGCUGCAUCUGGAGUUCGCCAUCGGGCAGAGGCUGCGGAAGGGGAGCGUGGGCGUCUGGAGCUCCAUCCACCCGGCCCUGAAGGGCGUAGGCAUCGCGUCCAUGUUCGUGUCCUUCAUGGUGGGCCUCUACUACAACACCAUCAUCGCCUGGGUCAUGUGGUACUUCUUCAACUCCUUCCAGGACCCCCUGCCCUGGAGUGAGUGUCCGCUCAACGCCAACAGGACAGGCUACGUGGAGGAGUGCGCGCGCAGCUCCUCCGUGGACUAUUUCUGGUACCGGGAGACCCUCAACAUCUCCACCUCCAUCAGCGACUCCGGCUCCGUGCAGUGGUGGGUCCUGCUCUGCCUGACCUGUGCCUGGAGCGUGCUCUACGUGUGCACCAUCCGCGGCAUCGAGACCACCGGCAAGGCUGUGUACGUCACCUCCACGCUGCCCUACGUCGUCCUGACCAUCUUUCUCAUCCGGGGUCUGACACUGAAGGGAGCCACCAAUGGUAUCGUGUUUCUCUUCACGCCCAACGUCACGGAGCUGGCCAACCCGGUCACCUGGCUGGACGCGGGGGCUCAGGUCUUCUACUCCUUCUCGCUGGCCUUCGGGGGUCUCAUCUCCUUCUCCAGCUACAACUCUGUGCACAACAACUGUGAGAGGGACUCGGUGAUCGUGUCGGUCAUCAACGGCUUCACGUCCGUGUACGCGGCCACCGUGGUCUACUCCAUCAUCGGCUUCCGUGCCACCGAGCGCUUCGACGACUGCUUCAACACGAACAUCCUGACACUUAUCAACGGCUUCGACCUGCCUGAGGGCAACGUGACACAGGAGAACUUCGCGGAAGUGCAGCAGUGGUUCAAUGCCACGGAGCCCGAGGCCUACGCGAAACUGCAUUUCCAGACCUGUGACAUGAACUCCUUCCUCUCGGAGGGCGUGGAGGGCACGGGGCUGGCCUUCAUCGUCUUCACGGAAGCCAUCACCAAAAUGCCUGUGUCCCCGCUGUGGUCUGUCCUCUUCUUCAUCAUGCUCUUCUGCCUGGGCCUGUCGUCCAUGUUCGGCAACAUGGAGGGCGUGGUCGUGCCCCUGCAGGACCUCAAGAUCAUCCCCGAAAAGUGGCCCAAAGAGCUGCUCACAGGCCUCAUCUGCCUGGGGACGUACCUGAUCGCGUUCAUCUUCACGCUGAACUCGGGCCAGUACUGGCUGUCCCUGCUGGACAGCUACGCCGGUUCCAUCCCGCUGCUCAUCAUCGCCUUCUGCGAGAUGUUUGCCGUGGUCUACGUGUACGGUGUGGACAGGUUCAACAGGGACAUCGAGUUCAUGAUUGGCCACAAGCCCAACAUCUUCUGGCAAGUCACGUGGAGGGUGGUCAGUCCACUGCUUAUGCUGGUCAUUUUCCUGUUCUUCUUUGUGGUCAAGGUCAAUGAGGAGCUGAUCUACAGCGUCUGGGACCCUGCCUAUGAGGAGUUUCCUAAAUCCCAGAAGGUCACGUACCCAGGCUGGGUGUAUGCCGUGGUGGUCAUCGUGGCUGGGGUGCCCUGCCUGGCCAUCCCCGGCUUCGCCAUCUACAAGCUCAUCAGGAACCACUGCCAGAGACGGGGGGACCGCCAGGGGCUGGUCAGCAGGGUGUCCACGACCUCCAUCAAUGGGGACCUGAAGUACUAAACGGCCUGGCCCAGGGCGUGUGGCCGUCGGAGUGGGGGGGGAGUCCAGGCCACACACUUGAAAGUGUGUGCGUGUGUGUGUGUAUACACGUGUGGGUGUGUAUGUGUGCACAGAUGAGUGUAUGCAUGUGCACACUGUGUGUACCUGUGUGUGCAUGCACACGUGAGCAUAUACACAAGUGCAUGUAUAUACCUGUGAGCGUGGGGGGUGUAUGUGAGCGUGCGUGCAUGUCUGUGUGUGUAUAUAUGUUGAAAUGCGUGUGUGUACACGUGCAUGAGUAUGUGGUGGGCAUGUGUAUAAUGUAUUGUGUGCACGAGUAUAAAUACGUGCCUAUGUGUUUGCGUGCACACGCUCCGAGGACAGUCGGAGCUGCGGCGUCCUGGGGAGGCCGCGUCUGCACUGCUCGCCUGCGCCCCUCAGGACCGGCCUCGUUGCCACCCACCUUCGCCUUGCUGUCGACCCUUGACCUAGGAGGGACCUGUGAGGUCGGGACACUGGUGCCCCACCUGAGGAUGGCCCUUCUCAGGCCCCUUGGCUGUGAGCCUGAGAAGACUCGGCUGGGUCCUUCGGAGGCCUGACCAUGCCACUGCCCCCCCCGCCCCGCCAGCUCUGAGCUCUGGCCAAGUGCCAGCUCGGUGAAUUCCAGUGAGUUCCAAGCCAGUUAAUGAUUGCUUCUGCCGCCGCAGGUAGAUGAGCAGUUAGACGGAGCUCAGCUCGGCCCAGGCUGAGGCGGAAACCACCUCUGUGUUUUCCUUAAAAGGAAGUGAACCGCAUGAACGCGUAGCCAGGUGUUGGAAAGGCCGGUUAUACGGUAACUCGGCCGUGGCCACCACGGUCGAGGACAGUCCGCGGUCCCGAGCACGGCAAGGACCGAGAGGCCUAACCGCUCAGUGCCCCUCAGUGAAGCUGGGCUCUGGCUCUUCCCUCCCGGUCUCGUGAAGGUGGUUUUCUGGGAUUCGACAGCCAGUCUCAAACAGUCACGUGGCACUUGGGGUGGUUUUCUUAAUGGGCUGGUCGCCUCCACCCUCCACAGAAAAAGCCUGGAGAUUUAAGUUAAACAGGACUUUCUGAGGAUCCCCUGGGCAGGAGUGGGGACCUGGGUCCUGGCGCCGUGCCCCCCCCCCCCCCACCGGGACGUCCCUGUCCCGUCGCCUCCCAUCUGGCAGUGACCACGGAGCGGAGCCCUGCAGCCCCCGCUACGAACCUCCAAACAUCGGGGCGUGUCCAGUCCUGUGCCGUCACCUGGGGAAUCCUUGGGGCGGUGCGGGCGACUGGCUCGCAGCCCCGCGUGCCGGGCCUUCCCGGGACCCCCGCCCCGCCCCCCUCCGGCCUCCACCCUCCCCUCGGCCUCUCCCCGAAGCCUUCCCACCCCCGCUGUGAGAACACAGGUGCAGUAACCGGUCCGUGCGCUGCCCCCUGGGGCGUGUGGAGAGGAUUCUGGGGGUGUGACCCGGGGGGGAUCAUCCGGUCGUCCCACCCCCGGCCAGUGCCUUGCUCACAGACUCGGCGUCUCUGCAAGUUGUUGGAAACGCAGGUCUCGUGGGCAUCACGUGUACCGGUCUAAAUAAAUCGCCAUUUCAUA
Molecule: messenger RNA, 3629 nt
Organism: Leopardus geoffroyi (Geoffroy's cat)
Lineage: Eukaryota; Metazoa; Chordata; Mammalia; Carnivora; Felidae
Gene: SLC6A19
Product: solute carrier family 6 member 19
Exons: 12
Coding region: 143-2047 (634 amino acids)
Biological process (GO): sodium ion transmembrane transport
Cellular component (GO): plasma membrane
Source: RefSeq, a predicted model, not a curated record